AUGUGUCGUAGCGCGCAGUGGGAUAUAAGGAUUACAUUCGGUGUGGCACGUCAGAAACAACAGCUGCACACCAUCAUCACCACCAAUAUUGUGUGCGGACCGUGCGGCACCCUCCGUCUGACGACGCCGUGCAUGGUGGACGGAGCAUGCAAGAAGCAGUUCUCAAAGGCCUUACGGUCCAUCACGGAGGUGGACGAUACGGGAUACCCCCGGUACCGGCGCCGCAGCCCCUGUAACGGAGGACGCAUGGUGCAGCUCGCCGGCCCGCCGGGCGGCGCCGUCGACGUCGACAACCGGUGGAUUGUGCCCUACAAUCCGUUCCUCAGUCGCGCCCUGGACGGCCAUGUCAACAUGGAGAUCAUCACCCACGCCGUCGUGUGCAUACGGUACGUCAUCAAGUAUGUCACCGAGGGCGGAGACCAGGUGAUGUUCCGGGUGUCGGCUGGGGACGAGGUGGUGGACGAGAUCGCCACCUACCAGCAGGGCCGCUACCUGAACGCCAUGGAGGUGGCGUGGCGGCAUUUCGGCUACCCUGUCCACAAGCACCAACCGCCAGUGCAACAGCUGUCCGUCCACCUGGGCGGCGACGACCAACAGCUGCGCUUCCGCGCCGGCGACAGCCCGCGUCAAGUGGCGGAGGACGCUGGCGCCGACACCAAGCUCACCGGCCUCUUCAAGCGGUGCGCGGAGGACGAGUUUGCCCGGACUCUGCCCUGCCACAGUGUGCCGCACUACUACACGUGGCAGACGGGAGCUCGGUGCUGGCGUCGGCGCCGCCGAGGCACGCCGGACGUUGCCGGCAUCUUCGCCGCUGAAGCCAUCGGUCGCGUCUACGCCGUCAGCCCGCGCGCCGGGGAGGCGUUCUUCCUGCGCCUGCUCCUCCACAACGUGCGUGGGCCGCGCUCCUAUGAGGAGCUGCGCACGGUGGAUGGCCAGCUGCGGCGGCUGUUCGCCGUGAUUGCCGUCGAAGGCCGUGCCAGCUGUGAUCUGCUGCGGCUGUGGCGCACCUUCCGGCACGCCAUGUCCGAGGACGUGCGCCACCGGCUGUCGCGGGUGGGCGGCGGCGGCGGCGUCGGCGACACCGAAGACAUCGACGAAGUCGACGGCAGUGGCGGGGACACCUAG
Pollicipes pollicipes is the source of this 1125-nucleotide messenger RNA. RefSeq lists its product as uncharacterized. NCBI's taxonomy places the organism in Eukaryota, Metazoa, Arthropoda, Thecostraca, Pollicipedomorpha, Pollicipedidae. Bases 1 to 1125 code for a protein of 374 amino acids. The record is from RefSeq and is a predicted model, not a curated record. The transcript is spliced from 2 exons.